AUGGACCCCGGGGGCCCCCCUGUUGGUUACAAAAGCCCUUCUGCUGCUGGUGGAGUGGAGGGCGAGUCUCGACCUCUGCAUGGGGCUCCUCGCGGGGGGCCCCGAGGGGCCCCCGCCGGGGCUUCUUGCAGGGGCCCCCCGGGAUUCGGGGGUGUCCGUGGGCCCCCUGCGGGGCCCCAGACCCUCUCCGAGGGCCCCUUCUACCUGGGAAUGCAGGACUUCAGCUGCUAUACCCUCUUGGGACGCACAAGGGCCCUGGGGCCCCUAUCGGGGGAGGCUGAGGCUGCAGUCUUGGAGGGGGCCUCUCGGAUCCUCCGGGGGUACCGGCGAAGAGUCAGCGAAAUGCAGCAGCGCCGGAGGCAGCGGGCUCGGUUUUCCAGCAGCCAAGGGGCCCCCUGGAGGCCCCCCGGGGGCCCCCAAGCUGAGGGUCUUCCGGGGCCUCGUGGGGCCCCCUUGGCUUGUUACGAGCAGGAGCUGACGGGAGCCCCUGGGGACUUCGCGGCCCCAGCCAGCAGACUCGAGACCCUCUCCGGGGGCCUCCAGAGGCACGGGGGGGCCCAGGGGGAGCUGCUGCAGUUGCCUCUGGGGCUCUCAGGAGUGGAGAUGGUAGCGGAGACUCAUGUCUGCUUUUGUCUGUCCCGUCUGUUGGUGUCGAGUGUGUCUUCUUGUUCUUUGCGCGGCUCAUCCUGGCCCUCCCCGAGUCACGAGCGUCUGAGCUGCUGCGGCCCUUUGCCUGGGCACGCCGAAGGGGCCCCCAGGGGCCCCCUGGGGCCCCUGAGGCUGCCUAGCUUUGGGGAUGGAGAUGCCUCUGGGGCUGUUUCGGAGGCCCAGUGGGUUUCUUCUCGGCCGCGGGCUUCGCCGAACUUGGAAGGCCAAGACGGCAGCCCCGAGGCCUUGGCCCAGCAGCAGCAGCAGCAGCAGCAGCAACCUGUGCGCUACCCCGGCGGCGCCCCACGAGAAGGCCCACAGAUCCUCUCCCAGCCUCUCGCAGAGCCCGCAGACUUGCAAAGACUGCUGCGGCUUUUCGUGGGGAGAGAGAGGCAGCUGCGGAGCAUUUUGUUGCGCUCAAGGGGCCCCUUGGGGGAGGGGAGGCCCCCCGAAGUCUCCAGCAGACGGCAGCCGCCGUCUUCGCCAGCUGAAGCAGCAGCAGCAGCAGCAACAGCAGCAGCGGCAACGGCGGCAGCAGCAGCAACAGCAGCCGAUGCGCCUGAUGACCCAGGCGCCUUGUUCCUUGAAUGGCUUUCUCCGCAGCCUCUGCUGAUUCCUGAGCAGGGCGCUGCCGCAAUCGCUUCCAAGUUCCUUGCAGCUGGGGCUUCUCCCGAGACAGCAGCAGCAGCAGCAGCAGUAGCAGCAGCAGGGGGCUCCCCCCCCAUCCUCGAGGACUGCCUGGCUGCGUCAGUGGGCAAAACGGGGGCCCCCGUGCCUGCCUGCGCGGUGCCGCGGGCGCUGCUGCCUCUGCAGCAGCGGCUCAGCAGCAUUUUCGGGGCAGCAGCGUCGCUGGGGUCUCUGGAGAGCAGCAGAGAAAGCAGCAAAGAAGCAGCAGAAGGGGGGCUGGGGGCCUGGGCCCUGGCGGACGAGUCGCCGGCCUUUUCGGGGUCUUUGGGUGCCCUUUGGGGUCCCCAGGAGAGCCAGAGAAGCUUCGAAAGGCCCGGAGAAGCAGCAGCAAGUGCUUGGGACUUGUUGGUGGAGAGUGUGGGGCAGCAGCCGGGAACCCAGGGGCGGCGCCCGCUGUGGGCCUGGCAGACGCUGGAGCAGCAGCUCCAGCAGCAGCUGCAGCAGCAGCUGCUGCAGCCCGGGCACUUAGUCGACUGCCUCCGGGGGGCAAAGGGCAGGCUCCUCAGGGGCCUCCCCCAAGCCUUCGGGGGCCCCUGCCAGGCCCCUGGGGCUGCCGAAGCUGCGGAGGCCCUCCAGGGGCCCAGCUACUGCAGGGGUUCUGCUGCUUACUGCGAAAUGGGGAGUUUGCUGCGCACGCUGCUGCAGGUGGCUCGCCGGCAGGCGCGGCCGCGCGUGCAGCAGCAGCAGCAGCAGCAGCUGCUGCUGCAACCGGCGCGCAGAGGCGCGCUGCAGCUCGAAGAGCAACACAGUAGUGGCCGCGAGGCCCUGGAGGAGUCUUCAAACAUUAAAGAAACACUGGCCCUGGAAGCUGUGGCCCAGGCCCUAGAUGGUCUUUUGCUGCUGGCCCUCCACGGGAGCACUUUGACUUGUCUUUUGGAGUUCCUUCUGACUCUCAUGGAGACUGUCGACUACUUGCAGCAGGGCGACGAGGGCUGCCCGCAAAGCAGCAGCAGCGGCAGCAGCAGCAACAGCAGGGCCGCGGAGGAGGCGCUGCUGGCGCAGGAGCCCAGGUUUGCGUUCCCCUCUCUGGACGCGCUGGAGCUGCUGGCUGUGCAGUCGCGCUGCUGGUUUGCUGCUCCUUCGGAUGGCCACAAAACUUAUGUUGUGGGGUGCAAGAGGGGCCCCCCUGGGGUUCUUUGCCGGUGCUUUCCAACUCUUUGGGGACUUCGGGGGCCUCCAUAA
Molecule: messenger RNA, 2517 nt
Organism: Eimeria tenella
Lineage: Eukaryota; Apicomplexa; Conoidasida; Eucoccidiorida; Eimeriidae
Exons: 2
Coding region: 1-2517 (838 amino acids)
Source: RefSeq, a predicted model, not a curated record